Messenger RNA from Morus notabilis, 483 nucleotides. RefSeq lists its product as uncharacterized. Lineage: Eukaryota; Viridiplantae; Streptophyta; Magnoliopsida; Rosales; Moraceae. The transcript has a single exon. The record is from RefSeq and is a predicted model, not a curated record. The coding region runs from base 1 to 483 and encodes 160 amino acids.
AUGAAGACGACACAGGAUCGUCAGAAAAGCUGUGCUGAUAAGCGUAGAAGACCCUUAGAGUUUAAUGAAGAGGAUUCAGUCUUCUUGAAGAUCGCACCUAUGAAAGGUGUUAUGCGUUUUGGCAAGAAAGGAAAAUUGAGCCUACGGUAUAUAAGACCUUUCCAGAUUGUUAAACGAAUAGGGAAAGUAGCCUAUCGAUUGGCUUUAUUGCAAGAAUUAGCUGCGGUACAUGAUGUAUUCCACGUCUCUAUGUUAAAGAAGUAUGUACCCGAUUCAUCCCAUGUUAUUGAACAUGAACCGAUACAGAUUCGUGAGGACAUGACUUAUGAGGAACAACCGGUGCAAAUUCUUGCACGAGAAGAGAAGCGUCUUCGUAAUCGAACUAUUCCACUUGUAAAGAUACUGUGGAGGAAUCAAAAAGUGGAAGAAGCAACAUGGGAACGUGAAGAUGAGAUAAGAAGAAAAUACCCCCAUUUGUUCUGA